Messenger RNA from Stegostoma tigrinum, 5831 nucleotides. RefSeq names its product extended synaptotagmin-like protein 2b (gene esyt2b). The coding region runs from base 157 to 2880 and encodes 907 amino acids. Lineage: Eukaryota; Metazoa; Chordata; Chondrichthyes; Orectolobiformes; Stegostomatidae. Gene Ontology annotation, molecular function: lipid binding. The record is from RefSeq and is a predicted model, not a curated record. The transcript has 24 exons. Gene Ontology annotation, biological process: lipid transport.
GGGAUCGGGGCGGUGACAGAGCUGGCACUGGUUGAAAGGAGUAGCGCGGUAAGAGGCUCCAGCGAAAGCUUAGAAAUAACCGAGGUGGUGUGAUCGCCUCCUGAGUUGUUCAGUUCAGUCAGGAGGGAGAAGCCUGGUGAGUAGGCCCGAGUGGAGAUGAAUGACCAAACGGUCCCGGAGACGGCGGCGGACGAUGGCGGGCGGAGAGCCAGCUUGAUCGAGGAGCCUCCACCACCGCCGCCGAUGAUCAGCGUGGACAUCGCCGGGGUCCUGCUGCAGUUCUCCAAGACUUUUGUCAUCGUCUUCCCGGUCUACGUCCUCGGCUACCUGGGGUUGAGCUUCAGCUGGGUCCUCAUCGGGCUUCUCGUCUUCUUCUGGUGGCGGAGGAACCGGGGCAACAAGCGCUCCCGCCUGUUCCGGGCGCUGGCGUUCCUGGAGCACGAAGAGAAAACUCUGCAGGAGAACAUCCAGAGCACCGACCUCCCGGCUUGGGUUCACUUCCCAGAUGUGGAGCGGGUGGAAUGGCUAAACAAGACAGUUAAACAAAUGUGGCCAUAUAUCUGCCAAUUUGUGGAGAAAUUGUUGAAAGAAACCAUUGAACCAGCUGUGAGGGGAGCAAACAGUCAUCUUAGUACCUUCAACUUCACAAAGGUUGACAUGGGAAACAAGCCUCUGCGGAUUGAUGGGGUUAAAACGUACACGGAAAACAUAGAUAGCAGGCAAAUUAUUUUGGACCUUCAAAUCAGCUACGUCGGAAACUGUGAGAUUGACCUUGAGAUUAAGAGGUACUUCUGCAGAGCUGGUGUGAAAAGUAUACAGCUGAAUGGUAUAAUUCGCGUGAUUCUUGAACCCUUGAUUGGUGACAUGCCAUUGGUUGGAGCACUAUCACUCUUCUUUCUCCGCAGGCCUUUGCUUGAAAUUAAUUGGACAGGACUAACAAAUCUUCUGGACGUCCCAGGUCUGAAUGGCAUGUCAGAUACGAUCAUCCUUGAUAUCAUUUCCAACUAUCUGGUUUUGCCCAAUCGGAUCACAGUACCGCUGGUUGAUGAGGUGCAGCUGGCUGAAUUGCGUUUUCCUGUACCGAAAGGGCUUUUGAGAAUACACUUCAUUGAAGCUCAGGAUCUGCAAUGGAAGGACAAGUUCAUGAAGGGACUUGUGAAAGGAAAAUCUGAUCCAUAUGGUAUUCUAUACAUUGGUAACCAGAUGUUCCAAAGUAAGACUAUCAAAGAAAACCUUAAUCCAAAAUGGAACGAGGUCUAUGAGGCACUAAUUUAUGAAAGUCCUGGUCAAGAACUUGAGAUUGAACUUUUUGAUGAAGAUCCAGACAAAGAUGAUUUCCUUGGCAGCCUUAUGAUUGACCUCGCUGAAGUUCAGAAGCAACAGCUUGUUGAUCAGUGGUUCGAUUUGGAUGAGGUGAGCAUUGGAAAGCUGCACUUGAAGUUCGAGUGGCUCUCUCUGCUGUCAGCGGCCAACAAGCUGCCAGAGGCAAUGGCCAGCACCAAAGCUAUUAAAGGAUCAGCCAAUGACGGGCUUUCCUCUACUUUACUCAUCAUCUACCUCGACUCUGCCAGGAAUCUCCCAAAUGUCUACGAAGGAAACUUUGGGUCUGGAUACUUACGAGAGAGGAGAGCAGCAGGACUAGUCUUUUGUGAAAAUACUAGCUCAAUCUUUAGAGACAUUUUUCGCAAUCCAUUUGAAUUUAACCUUGACGGCUUGAAGAGGGCUAAUAUUUCCAAAUCACUGAAGUUUGCGAAAAAAAUGAACAGUGAGCCUAACCCAUUUGUUCAGUUGUCAGUGGGACAUACCACAUACGAAAGUAAGAUCCGAUAUCGGACCACUGAGCCUGUCUGGGAAGAAGCAUUUACUUUCCGUAUUCAUAAUCCGCUGACUGUGGACCUGGAUAUUGAGGCUAAGGAUGACCAUCACCAAUGCUCGCUAGGUUCAUUUAACCUACCUCUUAAAAAUUUGCUGGAGGCUGAAGAUCUAACAAUGGACCAGCGAUUCCAGUUGAACAAUUCAGGUCCUAAUAGCACUCUCAAGAUGAAGAUCAUGCUUAGAAUCCUUGGUCUUGAAAAGCGAGACAAGACUCUAGACCAUUCAUCAGCUCAGCUCAAGAAGCAGCCAUCUCAUAGCAAAGAUAAUCGGAAGCCGGCGUCAAAAGUGCCAUUGGUCCCCCCCUCAGAGUCAAGUAAACCCUCUCCCACUUCUCCCGCUGCUGACAGCAUCAAAAGUCCUGAAAAGACAGACAAGCUGGAGAACUACAGCACUGCUUCCCUGAGCCCACAGAGGCCUGCCAAUCUUCAACAAACUGCAUCAGCUAACACCAAUUCCAGCCAAACAGGCUCUCCAUCUCAUCUUUCUGCUAAAGAACCAACUCCGAGCAUUGCCUCUGAUGUAUCUCUACCCUUCGCCACGCAGGAGUUACACCAGAGACUGCGGCAACUCCAAAAUGGAACAACUCUUGGUCAAUCACCAUUGGGUCAGAUUCAACUAACACUUCGACACAGUUCUCAAAGAAACAAACUCAUUGUAGUUGUGCAUGCUUGCCGUAAUUUAAUAGCUUUUUCUGAAGAUGGCUCAGAUCCAUAUGUUCGAUUGUAUUUACUGCCUGAUAAAAGAAGAUCUGGAAGGAGAAAAACAUCUGUGCUGAAGAGACAGUUAAAUCCAGUCUAUGAUGAAACAUUUGAGUUUAUUGUGUCCCAGGCAGAGGUACAGAAAAGAACUCUGGAUGUAGCUGUAAAGAACAGUGGUGGCUUUUUAUCGCGGGACAAAGGGCUUCUGGGAAAGCUUCUAAUGGAAAUGACAGAGGAGGUGAUUAAAGGCUCAACACAAUGGUAUGAUUUAACAGAGGAUGGGACCAGGCACCAACCUCAGGCCUAGAGAAUGCACUAACACAGUGUCGUUACCAUUGGCCACCCAAGCUUUUAGCAGGUUUCUUUUUAAACAAACGUAUCCCAGGAGCUCCAGCAUCGCCCCUGAAACUUUGCACAUGUGCCACUAGAUCACAAAAGAUGUCACCCUCUCAUAAAUAGUUUACUGAGUUAUAGCACUGCUUGCUGCAUAUUUUUAAAACACUUUUAUUCGUGAAGUAAUUUUUAAAAUUAUUUUUCAUCAAAACAAUGACUGACAUAUCACUCAUGGUUGUAAAGUGGAUAAACUGUGGUGUAUGUACUGACUAUCCUUUGUCAAAAGAAAAUAUCUUUACUGUACAAGACUGUAAUAUACGGUGUGAGGCAGAAAGUGAAUCCAGGAUUACUUCAGCCUUGUUUUCUGUAGGUUUGCAAUGUAUAACAUGUAAAUACAGCAAGUGUAAUUGCUAUAUUGUUAUGUGUUCUCAGACAUUUGUGAAGGAUACAGAAGGGAGAAUGUUCCAUUUAUUGAAGUAACAAACAUUGCAUGUCUCACUGAGCAAUUGCCUCAUGCUUUUACAGUAGCCUUGCAGCAUAUAGUUCUGCAUUAGAAGCAUGUGCUAUGAUGUGAAAUAUGUCGGCUUUAUUGACUUGUCGUUCAACUCUCACAUCACGUUGUGUACUUACCAGUGCAGUUGUGAGGAGCUGAAAGCUAAGGAGGCAGAAACCUGCACUUUACAAUUGUGAAUCUUGAGUAAUAACUAUGGGAAUUUAGUAGUAACUAUUUAUAUUAGUUUAAUUUUGUUUUUAUUUUGGAGAUUUAAUCAUCAUAUUUUUAGUCAGUUCUUAUCCCUAUAUUAUUCACUGCCUUCUGUCUUUUGUAGUUUUGCCUUGCCCUGGGGAGCUCCCAGAGUAUUCACUCAGUGCUUAAUGACCAUCAAGACAAACAGCUUCCCUGAUUCUAGAUCUCCUCUAAAUCUAUUCUUCAUUGAAUUGAUGGGAGAUGUGGCAAUUGCAUGCUUUGUUUUCUUCACCUGUAUACAUGACAUCAAAAUGAAAGCAUGCGGGAGAGUGUAAAUUGCAUACUGACAGGCAUACUGUCGGAGUACUAGUACAUUAUAUCUAAAAAUGUAUUAAAACUAUUAAUGCUUUGUAGUAUUUCAGAUGUACUGACAUCUUCUAUCAGUGUAUGAAAGUUUAAUUCAACACAAUUGAAUCAAAAGUUAAGUAAAAGGUUCAAAAACCGACCAUGAAGUAAGUUAUUGUUUGAUUUUGGAUAUUAGAAGAUAUUCUAGCUUUGAGUUAUAGAAGCAGAAUAUUUUUAGGUUUUAUUGUGCUGUGUCUCACAGUUAGUAUGUCAAUUCUGGGAUCACAGUAUAAUGAGAAUGUCUCUGUCUCUUAAAAGUAUACUGACUUACUAAUCGUGAGACAAUGCACAUUUAACAUCAAAUCUCAAACCCCUAAAAAUGAUUCAGUUCACUUGCCAUUUUGUUUCAGUUAACCAGAAAUUUAAUCGUGUUAUAAAUGCUGCAAUGCUAUUUUAUAUCCCAAGCACCUGUUUAGCGGAAUACAUUCUCUCAAACAGUUCUAAACAGAACAGUUAACUUCAUCCUGUGGUAUCAAGAUUAUUGUUGUAUAAGUAAUGUUCCAAGGCAAAAGUGGUAUUAAAUGUAACAAGUAUUGAGUUAUGUUGACAAAAUCCAGGUCACUGAUAGAAAACCAGAAGGUCAGUUAUUUGUACCUUUUAAACAAUGUAGUUCACAAUUAUUUCAUUUUUCUUGGUACAGUGUUUAUUUCCAACUAUAUGCAGAACUUUUCCCUUUUUAUAAGAAAUGAAAAAUAAUUUCUACAAUCAUGUUUUAAUUCCAUUUUAUUUCAUUUAGAUGAUCUGAUUUUAAACAUUGCAAACAAGAGUUGACUACUUCAUAAUGUCAAUAAAACAGAAUAAUUAUCUUCUAAAAGUACUUGCCCCCCGCAUUGAUGAUUAAUCAUUCCCCAGGCGCUCUAGCAUUUCAAUUCAAAUGUGUUGAGGAUUCUUAUUCUUAACAAGAAAAUCAUAAGCAUCAACAAAAUGGAAUUUACAUUUGCAGUAAUUUUUGUUCACAGAUAAUUCUGUCCCAUUGAAUGCAAAAUAAUAUUAGAGAUUACAUGCAAUUGCAUUAAGUGCACUGUGUGACUGGUGUUAAUUCUGUAAUAUUAGUGUUCACUUCUCAAGAAUGGAAUAAUGCAGCUGAAUCAGUCGAGUCUAAUGCUUCAAGCUACCAUUGUCUGCUCUGUGCAGGUAUUAUUGUGCCUUAAGUAUAAAUGUAUUAAGAUAUUAUGAAAACAAUUUCAUGUUUGAAGAUCAUUAUACUUCACAGAUUUUUGGGGUUUUUAGCUGUCAUAUUUAUGAUAUUUACUUUGCAGAAUUAUUAAUGCUAGAAAAUAAAGUUUCUUUCUUACAUGUUAUUCAUCAGGAUGAAGGCCUCUUUGUUUUACCCAAAUGAUACUGUCAGUCUUUUUUUCUACAAUUGCAUAUCCCCAGUGUGUUCGUUUUAGUAUUAUUUAGGACCAUCUACAACUUGGCAAGUUUGGAAAUGUCACCAUCAUCUAAGAAAGAUCUGUUGGCUUGCGAUACACGAUGGACUAUUUUCCUCCAGCCUGUAGAUUGACUUGCUUAUGAUUAUAUAUUGUAAAACAUUAUUCGAAUGCUGACGAAUGGGAAAUUCAGAGGCGAAUAAUUAACGGCAAGGGAGAUAAAAAGCCACAGUCUAUUUUAUCAUUGUUUGGAAACUUAAGACUUUUGAGCAUGUUGUUUUCAUUCUAAAUAUUUUCAAGUUUUGUUUUCUGGCAAUUCCAAUGUUCAGUAAUUGAAUUGUUUUUAUGUCAACUGUAUAUGCAAAAGCAAUAUACAGUAAUUAAAACUAUUAAGAAAUGGAUUUGCUUUAUUCUUUUGCAAUUCAUAAGGACACUUGAAAUAAAAAUAUUAGUUGUAAAUGUAAA